Penaeus monodon (black tiger shrimp) is the source of this 4599-nucleotide messenger RNA. RefSeq lists its product as uncharacterized. The record is from RefSeq and is a predicted model, not a curated record. Gene Ontology annotation, biological process: intracellular signal transduction; cell redox homeostasis. Gene Ontology annotation, molecular function: electron transfer activity. Lineage: Eukaryota; Metazoa; Arthropoda; Malacostraca; Decapoda; Penaeidae. The transcript has 9 exons.
AUGUAUUCUCAAAGCCUAAAGAUUAACUACAACACAAGUGAAUCGUUCACCUCAUCCGACUUCCAACAGGAAAAAACAGGGAAGACCAGCGUGCCGCAGAUAUUCUUUAACGAGACGUAUGUGGGAGGAAAUGCCGAGCUGCAAGACAUCCUAAGAGACGAGACGGAGUGGCAGAAGCUACUGACAGACAUCCAGGAGAAUAAAGCCAAAGAGGACGAGCUCAUUAUCCCUCACCCUUCCGAGGCCGUUGAAAUAGAAGAGGAUGUAGCUGCAACAUUUACCUGUGAAGAUGAUCCUGCAGCUGCCAUCUUCGAGGACCUAAAGAUUUCUGGGAUUCCGCAUGACCAGCGCAUGUCGUUCUUUUCGACAGCCAAGGAUGCAUUCUCGGGACAAGAUUUUGUAAAAUGGAUUAUAGAACACAAGAGCCUGAGCGAAGAGGAAGCUGUAAAAACAGGAUCAGAAUUGCUUGAGAAGAAAUACAUCAAAGGGGUACAAGACAACACCACAUCUUUCUCAAAUGAUGCCAAAGCCAUAUACAGGUUGACAGAUGGCCGAGAGUCCACUGCACUUAACGCAGGACCGACACAAAACUGCUUGAUUGAGAAUGCCAGUGAUUUCUCAGAAACACUUAGGAAGUUGAUUAUUCGUCUCUACAAUGACCACAUAUCAACAAGUGGCAAGGUAAAUAUAGUGAUAAUAGGAAAAAGUAUCAGAAGCCAUACUACAAGGACAUAGUCUCGAGAACUGCAACGCGUCCCUGUGGAGAAGCUGGACCAGGAUGGCAGGAAAGCCUUCUUCAUCAACAUCUACAAUGCUUUGGUCAUCCACUCCACCGUUGAAAAUGGGCCUCCGACAAACUGGCUUUCCCGACUGAAGUUCUUCGAUAAAACAUCCUACAUCAUUGGCGGACACAGUUAUAGUCUCAACGAAAUUGAAAACGGAGUCCUGAGAGCAAAUAAACGUGGUCUGGUCCAGCUUUUCGCACCUUUUGGCAAGAAUGACCCUCGUCGAAAUAUCAGUCUCAUUCAGGUGGAUCCUAGAAUUCACUUUGCCCUUAAUUGUGGAGCAAAGAGUUGCCCUCCCAUAAAAAUAUUUAGUGGAAAGAACAUCAACGAUGAACUACGCAUCGCUACAGAAGCCUACUUGGAGUCUGAUGAAGCCCUGAAAGUAGAGGAGGACCGAGGUGUUGUCCACCUGUCGUCACUCUUGCGCUGGUACUCCUCCGACUUUGGGGACACCACUGAAGACAUCUUAAACUGGGUCCACCGCAAUGUGGCUUUCCCGGAAAAGAAGGAAGCUCUCCAGAAGGUGAUCGAGUCGAAGAAGUGGAAAGUGCAGUACAUCCCUUAUGAAUGGGGAACAAAUGAAAAUGAUGUCUAAAGAGGGUUGUUGCAUAAUGGUGCUGUUUGUUGCAUUUUGGGUUUGAUACCUAAUGAUAGUUUUCUUGUUUUUGUUGUUGUUUCUGUAUUUGUUUGUCUACCUUAGUUUUAUUUUUACCCACAAGGUCACCUCUGGCAUAUACUCACAUCUUCUGUUGGUGAUAUGCUACCUUGUCUUUUUUGUUUUUUACAUGUGUAAGAAGGAAAGUUUUCACAUACAGAUACUUUUUACUCUUGAAAUCAUUGUAUUUGAUUCAGUAGUUAAUCACAGAGGCAAGUCCUAUUGACAUUUAUCUCACAAAUCUUCAAUCGUUUGGGUAAAUACCAGUGCUAUUCAUCAAAUUAUUUUCCAUAGGGUUGGUAUUGCCUCACUUUGCUCAUUCUAUAAGCUAUGGCAAUUGUCAAAAUGAUAUUAUCAAGGCCAAAUGUAGUUAGGCCUUCGCUUGGAACAAAUAUAUGAAAACACGAAUAUAUGCAGAUGCAAGAAGGAAAAAAAUAGUAGUAAUAAGGAAUUGAGAAUGUAUUAAGCUUGCUUUUUAAGAUACUUGUUGUAUGUGAAAUUAUAUAAAAGGGAAAUGAUUGCACACCUCACACUAAAAAUAAGCCGCAUAAGCACUUUUUCUCCUGAGGCAGAUACCAUCGUAAAAGCCAAGUAAGUGUGCAUGAAUUAACUUGAAUUAUUAGCAGUGGUGUAACCAUGGAAGGGAGUGGGACAAGAUUUACGAUUUGUAAACUUCAUAUUUAAAGUAGAACAGUUUGCCAAUAACUUCUAAAAAUCAUUAUUUAAGCACAAAGGCAAACAUUAUAGUCAUUUGAGGUAAAGUAGAAGCAUCAGUGCUCAUGUGUAGUGAUGCUGAUAAUACUCAGACUUGAUACCUGUAAGAUACUUCUGCAUGACAUUAUUUAUUGCGAUUUUCCAUAAUCUCAUUCACUUACUAGGAGUUUAGCAGUUUUUGUGCUAUGAUACUUUUUUUUCUUGUUUCCUCCUGAUGCAUGAGAAGUAUUAUUAUUGGAAAUCAUCAGCGGAGUGAAACAUUAAAAAGAAAAUACAUGUACUCUUUGCAUGUAUUGGGGUGCUAAGACUGUGAUCUUUUAUAGUAUUAAUGUUGUUUACACAUCAAAGCUUCCAUCAGAUUUUUUUUUCUUUCUUUCCUAAUUCAUCAGUGAUGGUAUUGAAAAUCUCUCGGUGUCAUAGACUCCGGUGAUUUCUGGCAACCAUCCUGCUGUUGGGAGUGGAAGUCCAUUAAAUGUAAUGGAACUUCCCGCUUGACGUGCUCUAGCUCAUCACCAUGCAUAUAGCCAUACCCGGCAGAUCAAACGAAUUGUUAUGACAGCAGUAAUGGGUUAAGGGCACAGAAGUGGCUUAGUUCAUUAAAUUUACUGAAAAGAAAUUAUUGCUGUUUAACUCGGAUCUCACUGCUUCGUUCCCAUUCAUGGAUGAGAAUCUGAGCAUUAGGCUUACUUUUGUGGCCACUCUCCAAGGUUUGUUGUUUGUGGGCCUGGCCCAUACUCACAUUCAUGCCUGGUAUUAAGACUGCUUACCUGCUUUUUGCAUUAUUAUUAACUAUUUUUCUGUAGAUAUGUUCUUGUUGUUUUGCCAUUUUCUGAGGUCUGUAUUUGUCACUUGUUAUACUGUAUGAAGACGGUGGUAACAGAAAAUUUUUGUUGUACAAUAUCCAUAUUAUCCGUCCAGGUAGUUUACAAUAUGUAACAUGUAAUCUUGUGUGUUAUUUACAUUAUAUAAAAAUAUUCUUGUAAUGUCUGAUAUUCAGUGAUAUAACCUGCACUGGCAUUAAUGGCAGGCAAGAAUUGGUUCCUGUGAAUGAACAUUAUACCAUCCCUGGAAAUGGCCCUCUCCCUGGCACAGCUCACAGAUGGUGCACUCCACCCUCAUGGAGCAUACCCUCAUGAAUCAGGCUUUCAGGAAUCCCUUCCUGAAAGGCUGCAGAGUCGAUCUCCCUCCAAAUGCUUUGCACAUUCAUGAUCUGUCCCUUAUCCAAAUUUUUCUGUGACAAGACAUGUCACCUGCCCUUUGGCUAAACUUUUUCAUGACAAGACACCCCCCUCACCAGGAUCUACCCAGGCUAAUGGGUCAAAUCAGGUACAUUCUUAUAGAUACUUUUAUUGUACGUGAGUGUAAAUACUGUAUAUUAUGACAGUGACUCACAGCACUCAUCCGUCCCAUCCUCUCCGCAGAUCUUGUGAGGAUUUUCCGGUUUUUUAUAUACUUGCAUGUUUUUUUAUAGAAAUAGGUUUAGGUGAUUUCUUUUUCCCUCUUAUAUUAACUGAGCCGCCUGGUGAAAGCUUUUGUUUCUGCAUGCAUUAUUGCUUAUGCAUUUUAAAUAUUUAUUAUGUAAUUAAAAUAGGUUUAUCUUUGUGGAUGAAUAAUUUUUUAAAAUGUAAUAAUAAUCAGCUUUUGUCACAAUCAGUGCAGUUAUAAUAUUACAUAUUUUCUGAGAAAGUUAGGAACCACAAAGUGCACCAUAUUUCUUUCCCAGUAGUUGACCAAAUAGCUUAGGAAAAUAACAUUUUGCUGCAAUUGUUCUUCUGGCCACAGAUUAUAAUGCACACGUAUAAAUGAUGUUAGAGAGCUGCUUAGAAAUUCCAUGAAAGUCUUAACAGCAUAUUAAUAAAAUGUGAAUCUAUUUGGUUUUCAAAAUGCAUAGUUAUGCACAAAGCCACCAUAGAGAGCUGGUAAUGAAGUUCCUGUAUGAUUUUUUUUCAUUGCAGCACACCAUUUGAUUUUUUACUUUAAAAUUUUCAUUCUAUUACAUCUAACUGCAAUUCAUGUAUAUAAAUUCUUUGCACAUUCUGCUUAUUAGUCUAGAAACUGGAGAUAUACCACUAUGAACACAAAUACAAACGAAGGUAUGUGCACUCAAAGACAAAAGGAAACACAACUGCACUAAAAAUUGAGAAUGAGCACAUAUCAAACUCACCAGCACUUCCUCAUCAGACAGGUCGGUUAAGUUUAUAUAUUUUGAUCAUCUGAUGAACAGCUCUUGAUGAGUACAGAUCGUUUCGUUCAUUUUUUAUUUUUAUUGUGGCUGGUUCCAUUUAUAUGCUAAUAUCAAGGCAUAGGGCAAUUCUUAUAUUAACCCCUUCCCAACAGGUAGUAUUCAUAGUGGCCCGGGUCCCGCUGCCAGGGGCUCAUAUCGUCACCCUAGCAUGCGCGACCGCUCAUGCCCAAUACCAGCAUCCCUUGCCUUUUCUUCGUAAU